AUGAACAGACACUAGAGGCCGUUAUUUUUAGCCUCCAUCAUCGCGCCGUUUGUUUUUUUGCGCUUUCGCGUGAUCUUUUAUUAUAAUUAUCAUAAUACCAAUAAUACUGCUAAUAAUAUUUUUUAAACAAUAACGAGUUCUUCAGAUCUCUAUGGCAACAUCGACACGUCGUAGCAUCAUUGAUCGGCGACGGGAAGGGCCGCUCUUAUCGCAUAUUUAUUUAUUUCCCUGGGCCUCGUGCGCGCGCGCCGCGACGUUGUGGGAAACGUGAACGCGCCGGGCUGGAAGGCUUUCACCCACCCAUCAUGGAUUAGUCCUCGCGCGCGCGCAAAAAAAUACUACAUCAUAAGGCUCUGAAAGCUGAACAUGUCCACUCCGAGUGAGCUCAAGUCUCCGUGUGUGACGCGGAACGGCAUGGUCAAGCUGCCUCCCCAGCCUAACGGCCUUGGCUCGGCCAGCAUCACCAAGGGCACGCCAGCCGCCAAGAACCGUCUGUGCCAGGCAUCUUCAGUCCCCCCGAGCCUGCCAUACCACUUAGAGGCACUUCCCAUGGCCACUGAUGCCAGGCAGUACGCUAAGCUUGAGAGGCAGCUAGCCCUCGAUGAGAAGGUAUUAAACCGGCUGCUAUGGUACUUCACCACAGCUGAGAAGUGUGCUCUGGCCCAGGUGUGUAAAACGUGGCGUAAAGUCCUGUACCAGCCCAAGUUCUGGGAGGGUGUGACCCCUGUCCUGCACGCCAAGGAGCUCUAUAAUGCGUUGGCCAAUGGCGAGAAGGAGUUUGUGAGCCUGCAGGCAUUCGCGCUACGCGGCUUCCACUCCUUCUGCCUGGUGGGCGUCUCCGACCUGGACAUCUGCGAGUUCAUCGACAACUACCCGCUGUCCAAGAAGGGAGUAAAGUCACUCAGCCUGAAGCGCUCCACCAUCACGGACGCAGGGCUCGAGGUGAUGUUGGAGCAGAUGCAGGGCCUGCUACACUUGGAGCUUUCGGGCUGCAACGAUUUCACCGAGGCAGGCCUGUGGUCGAGUCUGAACGCUCGGCUCACGUCGCUGAGCGUCAGUGACUGCAUCAACGUGGCCGAUGAUGCCGUGGCGGCUAUCUCGCAGCUCCUUCCCAAUCUGUGCGAGCUGAGUCUGCAGGCGUACCACGUGACUGACACAGCAAUGGCCUACUUCACGGCCAAACAGGGCUGCACUACACGUACGCUGCGCCUGCACUCCUGCUGGGAGAUCACCAAUCAUGGCGUGGUGAACAUGGUGCACAGCUUGCCCAACCUGACUGCGCUCAGCCUCUCAGGCUGCUCGAAGAUCACAGACGACGGUGUGGAGCUCGUGGCCGAGAACCUGCGCAAGCUGCGUAGCCUCGAUCUUUCCUGGUGCCCGCGCAUCACAGACGCUGCACUCGAGUACAUCGCUUGCGAUCUGCAUAAGCUUGAGGAGCUCGUUCUCGACCGGUGUGUGAGGAUCACAGACACAGGCCUCGGGUACCUCUCUACGAUGUCCUCACUUCGCAGUCUCUAUUUACGCUGGUGUUGUCAGGUGCAGGACUUUGGCUUGCAGCACUUGUUUGGUAUGAGGAGUCUUCGUUUUCUCUCUCUAGCAGGCUGCCCCCUGCUGACCACCACAGGCCUCUCAGGCUUGAUUCAGUUGCAGGAUCUGGAGGAACUGGAGCUGACCAACUGCCCCGGCGCCACAGCCGAACUCUUUAAGUACUACUCCCAGCACCUGCCGCGCUGCAUGGUCAUCGAGUAGACGAUGAAGAGCCUGCAUCCUCCUCAGCAUCGAAAAAACCUUCCUCCUUCAGACGAACGAAACCAGACUGAUGACUAAACCCCCAAAAUCAUCUUGAAACUCAUGAGGGGAAUCAACAGAAAAGGAAAAGACAGAGUCGAAGAUGAGGCAGUGCAAGAGGAAAAAAAGUGAAGCUGGUCGGAAUGUUCCAGAUAUUUCCGAUGUAUUCGCUGGCCUCGGCUGAUGUGCGAAAGUGACAUGAAUGUGAGCAACAUGAUCCGAGGCGUCAAGCUUCCAUCACAACCAUCAGCCUCCAUACAUAAAACAUGAACCAUGAAGUGAAAUAAAACUUUUUCUUUCAUCUUGCCAUUUUUUUUUUUCUUGGAGCAAAAAUGAACUCCGGAAUAUCAAGACAAGGAGAAGCUACGAAAAAGGAAGAAUGUGAAAGAAACUUUCCCUCUUUGCUAUAUUUACACUCCGUUUAGUGAAGUCGCCUCUGAGAACAUAACAAUACUCAAAUUAUUAGCCGUGAUAAUAACAGCUGCGUAGAUUUUUUUUUUUCCGCGUCAGCGCUGCACGCUUCCUUACUUGCUCUUCGUUGUCAUGCCGUUCCUCUUGUGUUCCUUCGGAAAUCUUAUUUUUUUAAACCGAUAUUUUGACGAGGAUUACUGUGAAAUGACUGCCGGGAACGUUUGGGAAUAAAAUACGAAUCCAGAUUUGAUGAA
Messenger RNA from Ictalurus punctatus (channel catfish), 2453 nucleotides. It is a transcript of the gene fbxl16, whose product is annotated as F-box and leucine-rich repeat protein 16. Bases 367 to 1749 code for a protein of 460 amino acids. Gene Ontology annotation, cellular component: SCF ubiquitin ligase complex. The record is from RefSeq and is a predicted model, not a curated record. The transcript is spliced from 6 exons. Gene Ontology annotation, molecular function: protein binding. NCBI's taxonomy places the organism in Eukaryota, Metazoa, Chordata, Actinopteri, Siluriformes, Ictaluridae. Gene Ontology annotation, biological process: SCF-dependent proteasomal ubiquitin-dependent protein catabolic process.